CAAGAAUGAACCGCCAUAUUGCCGGGAAAACCAAAAUUCGCUUUUGUUUCCACUUUUGUCUUCCAAAUGAAUGUCAUAAAGGACCAAUUUGAGAAGGUUAGGCAGUUAUUCCUCUCAAAAGCUCCAGAGAAGCCAGAGAAUCGUAAACGAAGGUUAGAAAGGAAUGAAACAGAAGAGAUAGAUCUGACACAAGGUACACCUAAGAAAAGAAAGAGAAGUGAACUCAAUCAGGUACAGGUUGAGCCACGUCAAAGAUCCCCUAUUCAAUAUCUGAGACUUGAUCAGAUUGGUGAGUGGUUUGUAAGAACAGGACAUAUCAUCAACAGCAGUCCAAUUGUGACAAACAUCAGAGAACAUACAAGUCCUAGAAGGCUACGGGAGCGUUUUGAAAGGUUCAUUAGGACUGAACCAGAAGAAGACGAUAUUGUACUGCAAUAUAACAGUGACUCAUUUGCAGCUCCAAUGUCAAGAGGCCUGCACACAGAUAGGGUUUACUUACACUCAGGUACAACAGGAACCUCAGUUGAUAAAACACCCGUGAAGAGACAACUGCAAAAAAAGACUGAUGACACCAUGCUAGGAAGAGGCAACGUUAAAGAUAAGACAGCAGAUGAUAUAGAAAUUGUUGCAAUAUCAAAUCCACCAGAUAAAACAAACCAAGAUACAAAUACAUUUAAACUCCCAGUCACGAAUAAUAUAACACAUAGAUUAAAGCCAGGUGAAUCAAGACCAACCCCUGACUUCAUAUUUACUGCCACUAGCAAUACCUCCGCAAACAACCCUGGUGUGAAUAUAUCCUAUAAACAGAAUACGUCACGUUACUCGCCUGCCAUCCCCAAGAGUAGGAGUGUGUUCAGAAAAAAGAUGGGAGGGUGCCUAUCAAGGGGGCAGAAGGGGUCGACAGUUAGAAAUUGCAUCAACCUAGAUGAGAGAAACAGAUACCAAGAUCUCCUGUCCCAGUUUUCCACUGCACCCACACCAUGCACUACAUUUGGAAGCGGACCAAUCAAAACACAGAGACCUCUCUUCAAUGGAAAUACGGCCAAUACAUCCAUCCUGGGUAGCCAUAUACCCCCAGUGGAGAUGCCUAAGGGCAAGGCAUUUCAGAAGGACAUAAUCACCCCAAAUAAACAGACUGUACAGAUUAACAAACAUUAUCCUCAAAAGGGGCCUGCUCUUGGACCAUUACCUGGAAACAUACAGGCACAAAGAGCAAAAGCCAAAUCACCCAUCAGUCAAAGAGACAAUUUUGUUAACAAUGUUGAAAGAACACAGAGAGCAGAUCAAGAUGGUGUUAUAAAUAGAAGACUAGGGAAACGUGCAAGUCCAGAUGAACAAAUGUUCAGCUCAAGAGUGGAAAAAUCUGGCAAGAAGGAAUCUGAGAAAUCUGAAGAAAUUGUUGUGAUAGAUGAUGAUGAAUCUCCUCCCCUCGCAGAAGAGCUGAAGAAAAGUGUAUCUGGAGAGUUCAUAAACAGCAUAACAUCAAAGUAUGACAACACACACAGAUUACGCCAGAAGCAGAUAGAAGAAGAGACCUCCAAAUGUAGUGUAUAUGCUGAGAAGCGUGAAUUGUGGGAGACAGAUCUAACUAAAAGAAUCAAGGAGCGUAUUUACAUCUCUGAGCAGGAGCCAGCAGUUGAGGAGGAAAUCUUCAUAGAGUCUGAGGAUGAAGCAGAGGAGUUGCCAGAGCUUACUGAUGAAAUCCAAGCUAGGAUCAAUAAUGCUUUGAGCUCUAGGAACCCUAAUGAAGUGCUUGUUGAUGCCUUUAGACUUGAGGUGACUCGUAGAGAUAUUGCCACUCUCACUGGCCUCAACUGGCUAAAUGACCAGGUAAUCAAUUUCUACAUGGAGCUUUUAAUGGCAAGAGGGAAGCAAGACAACAGGCCCAGUGUUCAUGCCUUCAACACGUUCUUCUACCCUAAGUUAAUGUCCCAGGGCCAUUCGGGGCUACGCAGAUGGACAAGAAAGAUUGAUUUAUUCUCAAUGGAUUACAUUGUGGUUCCUGUACAUCUUGGAAUGCAUUGGUGCCUUGCUAUUGUGGAUUUUCCCAAGAAACAACUGCGCUAUUUUGACUCUAUGGGAGGAAAGAAUAUACAAUGUCUUGAAGCUAUUAAGUCCUACCUUCUAGCAGAGAGUUUGGAUAAGAAGAAACAAACAUUUGAUAUGAGUGAAUGGACCAUGGUUAUAGAAAAGGAUAUACCUCAACAGCAGAAUGGAAGUGACUGUGGCAUGUUUGCCUGCAAAUUUUCUGAAUACAUCACUAGAAAUGCGCCAAUAUCUUUCACGCAAGAGGACAUGCCAUAUUUCAGGCAACGAAUGAUAUAUGAAAUCAUUACUGCUCAAUUAAUGUGAUCUGAACCCACUGACUAGUGUCUAACAAUUAAUAAACAGUUUCCAAUUAUAAGAAAUAUGAAAUGAAUGUUCUAGCCACUUACAUAAUAACAUGAUUUUCAAAUACAUGCAUUGAAAUAUAUGCCAUAUCAAAUAAUCUAAAGAGUUUAGAUCAAGACCAUCUCUCGCAAAGUGUAUGUUUGAUCAUUUGAUAUACA
This is a messenger RNA of Owenia fusiformis, 2549 nucleotides long. The record is from the annotation of a GenBank genome assembly. NCBI's taxonomy places the organism in Eukaryota, Metazoa, Annelida, Polychaeta, Sabellida, Oweniidae.